AAAAAAAAACGCUCACGCUUUUCGUUUCUGAAACCUACUAACCUAACACACACUCGUUCACUGUGUUUCCAAAACAAAGAUUGAAUUUUGCUGAUGUUUUUGCAUACCCAUUUUCGUGAUUAAGCAUUACGCAAUGGGGGUUGGUGGUAAUUUCUGGGACCUGUUGAAGCCCUAUGCCCGCAACGAAGGUUUUGAAUUCUUGAGGAACAAGCGAGUUGCUGUGGACCUUUCGUUCUGGAUUGUUCAGCACAGGAAUGCCAUCAAGGGGAAUGUCAGGAAGCCUCAUCUUAGGGUCACAUUCUUCCGCACUAUCAAUUUGUUCUCCAAGUUUGGAGCAUUGCCGGUGUUUGUUGUUGAUGGGACUCCAUCCCCACUGAAAUCACAGGCAAGGAUUACAAGAUUUUUCCGGUCUUCUGGUAUUGAAUUGGCUAGCUUGCCAGUGCCUGAAGGUGUUUCAGCCGAGAGGAACCGAUCAUUUUCAAAAUAUGUUCAAGAAUGUGUGGAACUUGUGGAGCUACUUGGAAUGCCUGUAUUAAAGGCUAAAGGAGAGGCUGAAGCACUCUGUGCCCAAUUAAAUAGUGAAGGUCAUGUUGAUGCUUGCAUCACAGCUGACAGUGAUGCAUUCCUCUUUGGGGCCAAAUGUGUUAUAAAGUGUUUCUCUCCCAAUUCUAAAGAACCGUUUGAAUGCUACUAUAUGUCAGAUAUUGAAGCUGGGCUUGGAUUGAAGAGGAAACACUUAAUAGCUAUCACUCUUUUGGUUGGGAAUGAUUACGAUAUGAGUGGUGUUCAAGGGAUUGGGCUUGACAGUGCUCUUCGUUUUGUUCAAGCUUUCAGUGAAGAUGAUAUAUUGAAUAGAUUACAUGAGAUAGGCAAAGGGAAUGCUUCAGAAAUUCCCAUCAGCCUUAAAUCCGAGGACAAUAUGGAUAUGGAUGGAAACUCACCAAAUACGAAACAAUCUCACUGCUCAUUCUGUGGGCAUCCAGGCAACAAAAGGGACCAUAUGAAGCUUUCUUGUGAAUUUUGUCUCACAAAUGACAGUGAAGGUUGCCUGAAAAAGCCAGAGGGUUUUAAAUGUGAUUGCUUGUCUUGUGGUAUGAAUAGGAAACAUCAAGGACAGAAAAGGCUGGAAAAUUGGUACACAAAAAUUUGUCACAAGAUUGCAAAGGAGCCAAAUUUUCCAAAGGAUGAAAUCAUUGAUAUGUUUUUAUGCAAUAACAAUGGUUACUUUUCUGCAAAUGACAGGCCUCAGAUCUCAUGGGAAAGACCCAAUAUCGAGAUGCUGAUUGUUUUUUUAAACUUCCAUCAGAACUGGGAGCCAUCCUAUAUUCGGCGGAUGAUAUUUCCUAUGAUGUCCACCAUCUUCUUGAGAGACAUGGCUACAACUACCGUCGAAAGCUUGUUAUUUGGGCAGUAUGAGUUUGAUUCUUUAGAACGUGUGAAGAUGAGAUAUGGUUAUCAGUUUUAUGUGGUCAAAUGGAAACGUGCAGGAGGCAGCAUUGCAUCUAAAAUUCCAUCAAAUGAAUCUAGCACGCAAGAAGAUGUUAGAGAGUCAGAUGAAACGGUGGAUCUGCUGGAUGACGGUGAUCUUCCUGAGAUUCGUGACGAUGGUGGGUGUAGUUUCCUGUUGACAGAUGAAAAUAUGGACCUUGUAGGAGCUGCUUUUCCAGCUGAAGUCAAAAGGUUUCAGCAGGAACAGGAACUGAAGGAUAUGAAAAAAAGAAAGAAUUCAACCUCAAAAGUUCAAGAAAAAGAAAGAUCAGCAUCACCAAAUUCAAGGAGUAUCCAGCUAAAUAUCACAGGGUUCUACCCAUCAACCAAAAUCAAACAUCAACCAAAACGAGGAGAAGAGUCAUCCAAGGAUGUUGAUAGCCAAGGAAGUGGAGGCUCAAAAACGAAAAGGGAAACUUCAAGUGCUAAUCUUUCUAAAUCCGUGAGGCGCCGCCUUUUAUUUGACUAAUAUGUAAAUAUAUGCUUGAGCUUUUUAGAUUUCCUGGCACAUUUACAAGUGACAAUAGUGUUGCGGACCUUAUAAUUUUGUUUUGAGCACAGGCUAGGUGUAUAUGUGUGUAAUCAAAUGCUAGUAUGAAUUGACAAAAAAAAAAUGUUAGUAUGCAAUAAUGCUAAUCGA
Molecule: messenger RNA, 2128 nt
Organism: Lotus japonicus
Lineage: Eukaryota; Viridiplantae; Streptophyta; Magnoliopsida; Fabales; Fabaceae
Product: flap endonuclease GEN-like 1
Exons: 8
Coding region: 134-1957 (607 amino acids)
Biological process (GO): pollen development
Molecular function (GO): 5'-flap endonuclease activity
Source: RefSeq, a predicted model, not a curated record